This is a messenger RNA of Acanthochromis polyacanthus (spiny chromis), 2871 nucleotides long. RefSeq names its product gap junction protein gamma 2 (gene gjc2). NCBI's taxonomy places the organism in Eukaryota, Metazoa, Chordata, Actinopteri, Pomacentridae. Bases 518 to 1774 code for a protein of 418 amino acids. Gene Ontology annotation, cellular component: connexin complex. Gene Ontology annotation, biological process: cell communication. The transcript is spliced from 3 exons. The record is from RefSeq and is a predicted model, not a curated record.
UGCACACUCUGCUAAAUACCGGAAAAGCAAGGUUCUGGAGGUCCGGAGCUGCAACACUGUUCAUUUCUGGGUGAACGAAUGGGGUUGGAGUGAGAGUCAUGAUGGAUUAAACAAAUAAACAGUUGGUGGUCAUGGCAAUGGAGGCGGACAGGCCGGGGAACAAUGGGGCCUUUGGCUGGAUGCUUGUCUCCUGAGUGUCCUGCCUGUACUUGGUGGUGAGGGGUUUUGAAGAAAAAAGACCCAUUGUCUCUCGCAUCCUGCUUCUGAGCCUGAGCAGUGAAACGAUGCUUCUGGAUGCCCGCCCAGGAUGCUCAACCAUAAAGCAUAGAAAAACUUACUGCUUUAUCUACAUGGACAGUUAUCAAUAAGACGGAGAAGGCCAGGACAUUGGGAUGGAAGUGGUAUUCCAUGGAUCAGACUGUGCAGGGGAUAUCUAGAGAGGGCAAAGGAGACCUUCAGGAUGGGAAAAACAUUUGCAACUUUUCCAGAUUCUAGUUGAAAAGUUUGUAAGAGCAACAUGAGCUGGAGCUUUCUCACUCGCCUCCUGGAAGAGAUCCACAAUCACUCCACCUUCGUGGGGAAAGUGUGGCUGACUGUGCUCAUCAUCUUUCGCAUUGUGCUCACAGCGGUCGGAGGUGAGUCCAUCUACUCAGACGAGCAGACCAAGUUCACCUGCAACACCAAGCAGCCGGGCUGUGACAACGUGUGCUAUGAUGCAUUCGCUCCCCUCUCGCAUGUUCGCUUCUGGGUCUUCCAGAUCAUCAUGAUCUCCACCCCCUCCAUCAUGUACAUGGGUUAUGCCAUCCACAAGAUAGCCCGAAGUUCGGAUGAGGAGCGCAAGAAGCACCAAAGACUCCGCAAAAAGCCACCUCCGCACUCGAGAUGGAGAGAGAGCCACCAUCUGGAGGAUGUCUUAGAGGAGGAGGAAGAUGACGAUGCUGAGCCCAUGAUCUAUGAGGAUACACUGGAGGUGCAGGAGGCCAAGCCUGAACCAGUAAGCAGCACGAUCAAAGACCCACCAAAGUACGAUGGCCGCAGAAAAAUUAUGCAAGAAGGCCUGAUGAGAAUCUAUGUUCUUCAGCUCAUGUCACGAGCUAUUUUUGAAAUUGCUUUCCUUGCUGGACAGUACCUUCUCUAUGGUUUUCGAGUUAGCCCCUCAUAUGUGUGCAACAGGAUUCCCUGUCCACACAGAGUGGACUGUUUCAUCUCCAGGCCCACAGAGAAAACAAUCUUCCUCCUAAUUAUGUAUGUGGUAAGCUGUCUCUGUCUCGUGCUAAAUGUGUGUGAGAUGCUUCACUUGGGAAUUGGCACUUUUCGGGAUACUCUCCGCAUGAAAAGGAACCGGGGCCGGCGGACAUCCUAUGGUUACCCAUUCUCUCGCAACAUCCCAGCCUCCCCUCCAGGGUACAACCUUGUGAUGAAGACAGACAAACCCAGCAGGAUCCCCAACAGCCUCAUCACCCAUGAGCAGAACAUGGCCAAUGUGGCCCAGGAGCAGCAGUGCACCAGCCCAGACGAGAACAUCCCCUCCGAUCUUGCAAGUCUUCACCGACAUCUACGAGUCGCACAGGAGCAGCUCGACAUGGCCUUUCAAACAUAUCAAACCAAACACAACCAGCAAACCUCCAGAACCAGUAGUCCUGUAUCUGGGGGCACUAUGGCAGAACAAAAUCGAGUGAAUACAGUCCAGGAGAAACAAGGCGCGAGGCCAAAGUCAGCCACAGAGAAGGCUGCAACUAUUGUAAAAAAUGGAAAGACCUCUGUCUGGAUAUAGAGAUGAAUCGAAUUUAGUAAAUUAACAGUAAAAACUUUGAGUCUCCAGAACUGCACUGUGACCCAGCUGGAGGAAUUGUGUGUGUGUGAGAUACAACCUUGGACAAUAACAUUUGAGAUUUCAAUCACGCUAGCUGAAGAAGUACACAGUAGGACUAGUUGUUGGGAAAAUAUAUAUAAUAUAUAUAAAAAAACACACAUGAAGAAAUGAUCAAAUCAUGAAUCUUCUUUGUUACUGUAGUGUGUCAUAUUGUGCUUGCCAUAGCUUUUGGAUAGGGUUAACGUAUGCUUACUAAGUUCAGCAUCUCUAAUUCCAACUAAAAUGUCAAGUCAUAAACAGACUGCAUUGAGCUAUUUAUCUGAUUUACAUCCGACUGUCACUGAACUGUAUUCAUUUGGAGCAAUUUAACUUUGGAAAUGUGUGAUUGUAUUAUCAAUCCAAAUUUGAAAAUGCAGUGGAAAAGACUUUAGAUAUACACAAUGACUACUUACUAAAGAAUGAUGAUUGUUAUUAGAAAGGUGCAUGUUUAUUAUUUGAAGAAAUAGUUGUGGAUGUGGUACAGAUGAGCGUUCCUUGAACCAAAUUAAAUGUGAAAUAUUUUGAUAAAGUGAACAUAACUGGGAUAUGUCACUAAAGGCUUCAAUGGUAAACAUCUGCUCAGUGUAAGAAUCCUCAGUCAUUGCGUGCAAAGCCUUUAUCUACUGUACUAUUUUCAAAGCCUUGCAGUGUCAGAUUUAUAGGGAAAGAGGUAAGUGAAUAGGAAAUUUAAUUAUUUUUUUAACUAAAUACUGAUUUUCUGCAAUCUGAAGCAGAUGAUGCAUGCUUUAAAACUUGGAACAUACAGUAUACACUUAGACUACGGUAGAAGUCCCAUCCUUAGCUUUUCAGUGAGCUCUUAUCUUAAUUUUAGGCAUGUUAGAUGAGAUACAGAUGAGCAUUUUUCUUUUUCUGUCACCGAAGCAGUAUGUUUCCAAAACUGGUUUCAGAGUAAUAGUUAAUCCUGCCUUCACUGUUUUCUUACUUCAAAGUGCCUCAAAGUCAAGUCAAGACUGUUCUAGUAUUUUAUUCAUGAAAAAAUAAACUUAUUUGAAACCUCA